Molecule: messenger RNA, 942 nt
Organism: Komagataella phaffii GS115
Lineage: Eukaryota; Fungi; Ascomycota; Pichiomycetes; Pichiales; Pichiaceae
Product: Pantothenate synthase, also known as pantoate-beta-alanine ligase
Exons: 1
Coding region: 1-942 (313 amino acids)
Biological process (GO): pantothenate biosynthetic process
Molecular function (GO): pantoate-beta-alanine ligase activity
Source: RefSeq, a predicted model, not a curated record
AUGACUAAUUUCCAGCUAUUCCGUACGAUACAAGAAGUGCGUGAUUGGAGAUUGAAUCAGAUCAUUAAUGGACAUAGUGUUGGUUUUGUUCCAACUAUGGGUGCACUUCACGAAGGUCAUUUGACACUGGUUCGAGAGUCGUUGAACGAGAAUGACAAAACAGUUGUGUCUAUCUUUGUUAAUCCGUCCCAGUUUGCACCGACGGAAGAUCUAGAAUCCUACCCACGCACUUUGGAGGCCGACUUGGAACAACUAGCGGGUUUAGAUGGCAGUGAAAGUAUCGUUGUGUUUGUUCCAACGGUGCGAGAAAUGUACCCAUCCGGCAUUCCGUUAGACGUAUCUCUUCAAAAGGGGGCAUUUGUGACAGUGCUAGGAGUCAGUGAACAAUUAGAAGGCAAAUUCCGACCUCAGUUUUUCCGCGGUGUGGCAACUGUCGUUUGCAAACUCUUCAACAUCGUGUAUCCCAACAAUGCAUACUUUGGUUCUAAGGAUAUCCAGCAAACAAUUGUAGUUAGGAGGAUGGUAAAGGAUCUAUUGAUUCCAACAAAUAUCCGUGUAAUUUUGACUUGUAGGGAGAAAUCAGGAUUGGCAAUGAGCUCCAGAAACCAAUACUUAUCAUCGGAAACUAAAAUGAAAGCUUCUGAAAUUUAUCGAUCACUUUUGGCAGCAAAGGAAGUUUAUGACACAGAAGAUUGUACUGCAGAGGAUCUGGAAUCAGCUGUUCUUGAAACAUUGAAGGAGUACACAAAUGGAGUUAAAGCAUCAUGGAACCUGGAAUAUGUCAGCGUCAAUGAAUACGAGACUUUAGACGAGCUCAAGUCCUCAGAGAAGGUAGACAAGACAAAACCAACUAUCAUAAGCCUUGCAGUUCAUGUACCUAGAGCAACCACCGGCACAGCCAGACUGAUUGACAACAUUGUUCUAGGUGCCAAAAGUUUGUAG